Messenger RNA from Trichoderma gamsii, 471 nucleotides. RefSeq lists its product as hypothetical. Lineage: Eukaryota; Fungi; Ascomycota; Sordariomycetes; Hypocreales; Hypocreaceae. The record is from RefSeq and is a predicted model, not a curated record. Bases 1 to 471 code for a protein of 156 amino acids. The transcript has a single exon.
AUGCGCAGGCCAGACGGCAGCCGUGAGGAUCGGGACCGAGCACCGGAAGCUGCAAUCGAGGUCGAGCAGAGUUGGAGGUCGCAAGGUGAGGUCGCGCAGCAACGAGGCAUGCGAGCAGCGCAGCGCAAAGCAGAGCAGUGCAGUGCAGCGGCGGGCUUGGCGGACGUUGGAGCCAGCGACUCCGGCGGCGGCGGCAAAAACUUUUUGAGACGGGGCUCGGCGUGGAGACCCGACGAGCUCGAGCCGGGCUAUGCGACCCCUUUCCGCGGCAGGGGAGAGCGAGGCAAGAUGCGGCUGCUGCACGGCAGACCGGUGAGAGAAGAAGAGAAGAUCAGAAGGCGAGAGCAGCAAAAAGGCGCAAGGGGUGGAGGAGUCAGAGGUUCCGUCAGCCAGAUGCUGGGAACGGUGCCUUACCUAGUCGUCGACUUAAGCUCAGCCAGGGCGGCGAUGCUCGUGGGAUCGAUUUCGUAA